Molecule: messenger RNA, 1008 nt
Organism: Talaromyces amestolkiae
Lineage: Eukaryota; Fungi; Ascomycota; Eurotiomycetes; Eurotiales; Trichocomaceae
Exons: 2
Coding region: 1-1008 (335 amino acids)
Source: RefSeq, a predicted model, not a curated record
AUGUCCCUCGACAAUUCUUUCCUCGAAGACCCGGUCCCUCAAAGUACUCAGGAGGCUAUUGCAAACUAUCUCUGGAACAACAGCAGAUUUCAGCUACAGCCUUACUUCCGAUAUUAUACUGAUCAGUGCCGAUUUGCUGUCCAGUCAUAUAGCGGCUACCUGCCAGUAAAAACGCAUCAACACCUUAUCAACAUCGCUCUGGAUAUCCUGAAUGGCUACCCUCACCACGAAGUCAAGGCAAGACUUGUUGCGCGUCGCACUCAAUUAGGCGAAACUGACUCCGAGGAGUCAUUAAAUGGCAGCAUAGAUCUCACUCUCCGUCUCAUUUAUAUGGUAGAUGUCGGUGUUUUCAGAAAUGCAUAUUCCGGUCGUGAGAGACUGCUUUGGGAUACCGGAACCUCGAAGACUUUCAUUGAAAAUAAGGUGUUCCGCGCGGAAAUGAGACGGGAGCACAGCGGUAUAAAGCUGGAACCCGUUUUCAAUGUUUGCAAUAUCGUUCGAAUUGGGGGGUUCAGGGUCGAAUUGACAUCGAACCUGUCGGAUCAUCUUCUCCUUAGGGAUACGGGUGUGGAAAAAUCUAUUACAAUAUUUCAUCACGCCUCGUUCUUGACUGGGCAGAAACAAUCUUCCCUGUUCCCUGAUGGCUUGGUAGACGAUACCCUACGAACUCUUGCUCUCCUUUUCCCGCAAGGCAACUCCACAACUGCAAGAUGGUAUGGGAAACAUGUACAAGACAACAUUGAAGAGCCGGAUUUCAAUGUUCUAAAAUGUGGCCCGGCUCAUAGGCACAUUGAUGGAUAUAAAUACUGGCACAACCGACUUGUCGAAUUGAAAGAAGCUUUUGAUCAGGCACGUCCAUCAACAUUAACGCAGUGGUGGAAUGAUAGGCGCGAUGGGGUACAAUGGUAUACUCUUUGGAUUGCUAUAUCUUUGACCGUGUUCUUUGGGCUUGUGCAGAGCAUAGAAGGGGCGUUGCAGGUGUAUAAGGCCUAUCACCCUAACUCAUAG